GGUAGCUCUCAGUAUACCGACAUCGUUGCCUCUAUGACAUCGUAUUUUCGCAAAUUUGCAGGACUUGAAUGGUUCUUCAUUCUUGCUCUAUUCAUGGCUUCUGUAUUCUCAUCAGCCAUUACUAUUUUGGCUUCAGCUGUAACUUAUGCAGAAGCAAACUUAUCUUUCAGAGAUUUGCUAUCAAGAGUAUUCAAAUCUUGCAAAAGGCCAAUAACCACUUGGUUCUACAUAUCUCUCUUCAAUCUUGGUUACAUUUUCCUUGAACUGUCUUUCAUUCUUCCCUUCUCUGUGAAUUUUUCUUCUCCAUUAUUUCGCCCAACAACCUUUGCCUAUGUCCUGCUGAUUCCCGUAUCAGCUUUCCAAAUGUACCUCUCAGUUUUCUGGAAAAUGUCUCUUGUCAUUUCUGUACUUGAAGAAAAAAGUGGUCUUGAAGCAUUUGGGAAGGCUUCGCAGAUAUUGAAGGGAUUGAAGUUACAAGGGUUUCUGCUAAAUCUUGUUUAUGGAGUACCUGGUUUGAUUGCGUAUAUCUGGUUUUUCAGGACGAAGAAAAGGAUUGGAGUAUACUCUUCGCUGUUAGUGGAUCUGAUAUUUUGGAACGUUGUUUCUGUGUUGAACAUGUCACUUAUGGUGGCAUACACAGUGUUUUACCAUAAAUGCAAGCAGAACCACGGAGAAGAGGUUGAAUUGCAAGGAAGCUUUGAAUACAUUAAGGUUGCCCAUGAGCCAAUGAUUACAGCAUAAAAUACCAUUAUAGGACGACUAUGGCCGUAGGAGUGUGAUCACAGCGUGUGUAUAUAGCUGCUUGUUCAUUACGGGCAGUGUGGUUCGGGUAUUACUUUCUCGUAUAUCCUUAACAGAAAAUCUAGUAUGUAGCUUGGAAACUAUAAACUAAGUCUUAUAUUAUGUGCGGGUGGUGUAGUUUUAAUAAUGGCUUGAGUAUAGUUAAGAAAUUAUUGAUUAAUUCCUAUUCAGUGUCGCUUCGACUUGAUCCAUGUUGGCUUUGUCAUAAUAGUAUUUAUAGUAUGUUUGUCCCCAUUAUGAUAUAAAGUGAUCCGAAUUUCGAUUGCCCA
Messenger RNA from Neltuma alba, 1070 nucleotides. RefSeq lists its product as uncharacterized. NCBI's taxonomy places the organism in Eukaryota, Viridiplantae, Streptophyta, Magnoliopsida, Fabales, Fabaceae. Bases 34 to 741 code for a protein of 235 amino acids. The record is from RefSeq and is a predicted model, not a curated record. The transcript is spliced from 2 exons.